This is a messenger RNA of Manduca sexta (tobacco hornworm), 1858 nucleotides long. RefSeq lists its product as uncharacterized. Lineage: Eukaryota; Metazoa; Arthropoda; Insecta; Lepidoptera; Sphingidae. The record is from RefSeq and is a predicted model, not a curated record. The coding region runs from base 127 to 1785 and encodes 552 amino acids. The transcript is spliced from 3 exons.
GGCAAAAUUAAUUUCUGUAUUUGAAUUAUAUUAUUUCAUGUUCUUAUGGUUGUUUAACAUAAAUAACACAAUUACAGAUACACUCGUGAUUGUUUUACUUAUUUAAGGUGAAUUCAAUGGAUAGGGAUGAGUGAGACGUACCGUGAGCAAUAUCCAUUGCUUUGUGAUGAUUUAUCUGAUGAGGAACGUCACAGUCCUCAUUACCAACGUCAAUACCGCCAUAUGAAGUAUAAGGGACGCGCCAGAAGUAACGUGAAGGGAGCUGUCGCCAUCCUCAAACGCUGGCCAGAUCAUUGGUCCAGUUUCCUGACUUACUGGUGGAUUGGAGUAGUCAUGAUUUGUCUGAUGACGUUCAUACUCUACAACAGCUUGUUUGCAUUCUCCGUUCUUCCAACAGCACAUUUUAAACCAAUGAGAUCCCACGUACGGAGCUUAAACACCGUCCCGUUUAUAACUCAAGGGAACAAAUUUCCUAAUGUUUUCAUUCACGUCUUUACUAACGAUGAUAAAGAAAUAGAUUUGAAGGAACAUUUAUCACGUGUUGAAACACUAGCAAAUAAAUAUUUACCAUUUAAUUACCAUCUAGUUGUAGUUGUAAACGACACCACGAUGGAUAGGCCAGAAUUUAAUCCAGAAGAAAACAAUGCAAACGCUUUAAAUUCCCUUUGGGGUAAAAACGUUAUAACCAAAAGUGAAGAGACUACAGCAACUAAUAUUAUAAUUGAAUACAUAAGUUUGACAAAAUAUAUGGAUAAUUCGCCGGUUAGCAAAUAUUGGCGAACGUUGUCUAAAGAAAUAAUUGAAUUUUUAAUACGUGCAUUAUCUAUAUGGGAUAAAGGUGGUAUUACUUUUGAUCCCAUAAUUUUGACGCCACAAACACCUUCCCCCAAUUAUUAUAAGAAAUUAGAAAAUAUUUUUAAAACUUUUAGUCAUUCUGAAACAGUGAAAUCCCCUCACACGCAAUCUCAAAACUCUAAGAAUGUGAGCCAUCAUAAAUUAAAACAAAAAGUGAACAAUAUUCGUGAUAUUAUAAACGCCUUAGAGCACGAAAAUAAUCUAGAUUUUUCAAGCGAUGAAAUAUUAUCUGAGGUGGAGAGCAAAAAUGUUGCAUUUAUUACUAAAGAUGUACAAAGUACAGUCAACAAAAUCACUCGAAAUAAUAAAAGUAAAUCUGUAAGCAAGAGAGAUAUGAAUACAAGGCUAUCCAAUAAUAAAAGUAGUUUCCAAGAAGAUAACAAAACAAUUCAAGUCGUGUCCGGCAAAAAUGAUACAUCUACGUUAACUAUGCUACCAUUAUUUUUAGAGUACUUUUACCAUAACAAUUCCGUCCCUAACAAAGAUAAAGAUUCUAUGGAAAACAACACUAAGGAUGUCUUAAACCAAAUUGUUUUGAAUAAAAACCAUUUAAAAACUAAUGAUAUAAAAGAAAAUAAAGACAAUAAUAUCCCAACUGGAAAAAAUAUUUUAGCAGCAGACGAAAAACGAAUAGAACCAUUGAUUAUCCCAGUUAAUGAAGUAAAUGACGACAUAAAGGAAACGAAAAAUGAUAGAACCCUGCAGUAUCCAUCAAAAAAUGAUAAUGGGGAUCAACAUCUAACAAUUGAUAUAAAAGGCAAUUUAUUAGCAACUGAAACAGCGUGUCAUGCGUUUUUGGGGACUAUAUUUAUAGACGCAAGUCAUUACCGAUACGAUGACAAGUUAUCUGAUUUUAUUGUUAAAGAAUUGUCAAUAUUUUGUAAUGGAGUUUUAUCCUCGUGUAGUGGUAUAGAAUUAAUUCUAUUGUAAUGUAUUUUAUUGUUGGUAUGCUGUCUUUAAUAAUAUUGUAAACUUUAGUAAUAAAAUUAUUUAUCAUAUCAAA